GCUGCUAGCAGAGAACUGGGGAAACAGAUGAGAAGAGAGCAAUUGGGUAGGAAAAACGAGCGUUUUGAGAAAGAAGACGGGUAUUUCAGAGAUGCGUUCGCCAACAUUCACGCCUUUUGCCCCGGUUACUGCCCACCAACGUUUCCUCAGCUGCUUGUUUCGACCAGGCGAUACAAAAAGGCUCAGAAAGCGCCCCCAACCCACCCGGGGCAAGGAGGACUUCCCAGAAUGCCCCGCGCCGCCGCUGCCGGACUACAUUUCCCAGCGUGCCCCGCGCUGCCGCGCCGCUGCCGGCCGCCGCAGGGAGGGAGCCGGGCGGGCCAAGAUGGCGGACGGGGUGCUGAGCCCCGGGGUGAACCUGGAGGCCUUCUCCCAAGCCAUCGCCGCCAUCCAGGCGCUGCGUUCCAGCGUGACGCGGGUCUUCGACUGCUUGAAGGAUGGGAUGCGGAACAAGGAGACCUUGGAAGGGCGAGAGAAGGGUUUCGUGGCCGCCUUCCAGGAGAGCCUGCACUCCGUCAGCCGGGACUUGGGCGAGCUGGAGCGUCUGAGCAAUCUGGUUGGUAAACCAUCUGAGAACCAUCCUUUGCACAACAGCGGGCUGCUGAGCCUGGAUCCUGUUCAGGACAAAACGCCUCUUUACAGCCAACUUCUUCAAGCCUACAAAUGGUCAAAUAAGCUGCAGUACCAUGCCGGGCUAGCAUCUGGCCUUUUGAAUCAGCAGUCUUUGAAACGCUCAGCCAACCAGAUGGGGGUAUCUGCAAAACGCAGACCGAAAGCCCAGCCAACAACUCUCGUCUUACCUCCCCAAUACGUCGAUGAUGUGAUCAAUCGCAUUGACAGGAUGUUUCCUGAGAUGUCUAUCCAACUCUCCCGGCCCAACGGGACCUCUGCAAUGCUGCUGGUUACCUUAGGAAAAGUGUUAAAAGUGAUAGUGGUGAUGCGGAGCCUCUUCAUUGACCGGACGAUAGUGAAAGGAUACAAUGAAAACGUCUAUACCGACGAUGGCAAGAUCUACGGGUUUAAACACCACUUUGCAGCAGAAGCAGUUGUACCCCACUCCCAGUAUAUCAGCAUACAAAUGCAGACUAAAGCAUCAGCCCCUCUUCGUCCUGAGUUCUGCUGGGAAGUGAAAGAAUAGCCGAAAAAGCGCUGACACCACUUGUUGGUUUCCCAUGUCACAUUUAAUGUGGGUGUGCUCAUUUUCUCCAAUGAAUCUGGUUUCCUUUGAGGCUCCCUUGAAAUAUAAUUAUGCUGUAUGUGCUGAAAAGAUGAGUAAAAGUUCCUUUGCAAAACUCAGCAUCUGGUGUGGAGCUUCUGUCUCGCUCCAGGUUAGCUCUCAGGAGAGCUGUGUUCCUCCACUGUUGUCAUGUGAGAGCGGUUCUCAGCACGGCUGGCUUUGGGCACGGGGCACUAACCUUUGUCUGUGUCCAUAGGGAGCAGUUACCUCCUCCUGAGCAGCACUGCUAACACCUGCUUUGCCUUCUUGCUUCAAGCAGUCUGCAGGGGAGGCUGUUCUCUACCAACUUACAUUUCAGCAUUCGAAGCGGAGCGAUGCGACUGCUCCCACAGGGCUGAAUGAACCCGUGUCUGUGCCGUGGCAGUUUCUAUUCCACCGGGCCAUCUCAAGGCUGGAGCAAAGCUGGAGGUCUGCAUUUUAGGUAUAAAUAGGAACAUCUCGUCUGACUUCGGUAGAACUGGAGUUGCAGCCUCUUAAAUCACGAGUUAAUUUGGCUUGGAAGAUUGAAUAUAUGCGUAGCUUGCUAGUUUUGCCAACUGGAGCACAUAUUGACAAACAGUGGGCUCCCUUUUUUUCCACUAAUUAACUACACUGGUAAUUGGAGUAUAAGAAUAAGAUAGUGCUCUUGCAAUGAUUCGCUUUACUUUAUUGUGCCUGCUGGGAAUGAGUGAUUACAGUCAAUUGCAAACAUAGUCCAUUCCAAUUCCUUCUCUGUCACAACAGCUGCUGUAGGGAAAGUGCUCCACUGUUCUGGCUUCUCAGUUUCUAGCCUGGUGCUGGGAGGGAAGCAGUAGCACUCAGAGACUCAGAAAGGUAUGAAGAAGAUCAGUGAGUAUCCUCUAUGUUAGAUAAUAAAAGUACAGAGAAGCUUUGGGGUUGCUGUAGGGAGUGUCUGUUUUUCCUAUGAGCAGUUUGCACAGCAAUUGCUGAUUUGGGGGUUUUUUGCUUACAUAUUUGUACGGAGCAUUUAAUAUUUGUAAACAGCAAGGAUGAGAUUAACUAAAAAGGCAUCAUACAGUAUGGCAGUUCUGAAGCUCCUCUGUUUUCUGUAAGUCAUGCUGAAGACGGGAUGCUGGAAUAAGUCAUAGCAUCUCUGCACUUCUCUACGUGUAAAUAGCUGGGUGGUGGUUUUUGAGUAAGCCUCCUAAGCCACGUAUCAAAAGGUCCUUUAAGUAACAAAAGUGAGAUUCUCUGGGGGGAUUUCUCUACAGGGCGAGGUCUGGGGCAAUGCAAUGUAUUCAGCACUGUCCAACAAGAGAGGAAAUGGCCAUCAUUGGGAAACUGAAGGACGGCUCAGGCAGUAAGUGGAACAUGCCUUGUGAGGCACGGAAGAGGAAAGCACAACUGGUUUAGCAAAUUUUGCAUUUCUGGGAGGAGAAGGGAGAGAGAGCAAACAGGAGAGGUAUUGACGUCCCCUGGUGCAUUAGGCAGGCAGAUCUAGAAAUAAAACAAACAUGGGUGGCUCUCAGAGCUGUGGAGCUGCGCGUGGCACAGCUAGCAGGUACACAGGAGAGCUGACGUUGCAUUAUGCAGGUUGCUGUGGGUUGCUGUGCGCUUAGACGUCGCGCUGUCUGCGCUGACAGGAGCUUAUGUGAAAGCUUCCCGUGGUCUCUGCUGUACUGAAGUCUAGUUAAAUUGGUUGCUCUCUCUUACGGACUUAAAUACUUUCAAAACGAAGGUGAAAAAAUGAAAAAAUAGUGUUAAGCUUUCCAUGAGUAAAAUAGGAUACUGCACUUCGGCGUUUUAUUUUCAAGCUUUGCUUAUAUAGACAAAGCAUCAGUGUGUUUCUUAAGUGCUUCAUGUACUUCUCUCGUGAAUUAUUCACAAACCCUGCAGAAUGUGUCUUUGCCAGGUUGCCAGCUGCAUAACUUAGACAUUUUUGGUGACACUUUGCAAAAACAAUAGGUGAGCUGUGGCAGGGCUGUCAUGCAGCCGGCUCUGUAUGCUGACUGCUCUGCCUCUCUCCUGCUUACUGUACCAGCCCAUCACGUCCACCCCAUACUGAUGUGUUUUAAUUAGCCCUGUAGCUUCAGCUAUGGCACCGUGCCACCUUCGAUUUCAAACUUUGACAUACUCAUUGUGCACUGGAAUUUAACCACGGAUAGUAAUUAAUUACUAAUGUUGUCCUGAUUCCUGAAUAAAUGAAGCUGUGCAGCUCGCUCUUGCAAGGCAGGCUGAUCGUCAGCUGAACCAUUAGUUAACCUAGUCUGCCAAUAAAAAUAGAGAUGCAUCGGGAUUCUGCUGGCACGGUGGGUAACACCCUGCUUCUCUUU
Molecule: messenger RNA, 3510 nt
Organism: Phasianus colchicus (ring-necked pheasant)
Lineage: Eukaryota; Metazoa; Chordata; Aves; Galliformes; Phasianidae
Gene: MED27
Product: mediator complex subunit 27
Biological process (GO): regulation of transcription by RNA polymerase II
Cellular component (GO): mediator complex
Molecular function (GO): transcription coactivator activity
Source: RefSeq, a predicted model, not a curated record